Messenger RNA from Exophiala aquamarina CBS 119918, 1692 nucleotides. RefSeq lists its product as uncharacterized. The transcript has 3 exons. Lineage: Eukaryota; Fungi; Ascomycota; Eurotiomycetes; Chaetothyriales; Herpotrichiellaceae. Bases 1 to 1692 code for a protein of 563 amino acids. The record is from RefSeq and is a predicted model, not a curated record.
AUGGGCUCGGUCGAUGGCGACCACGCAACGGCACAUUGGCAAGAUAUAGUUGCUGAAAAGCAGAGUGCGGCGAAGAAACUGGUUCCACCGGCAUGGUUGCUACCAGCUUCUUUAUUGGAAGGUCUUUCUUUGCCGCUCGAGACCAAUCCAACACGGCUCACUGAGCAAGACUUCCCACGUCGAAGUGGCAUCUUGACUGCCCGAGAACUUGAGAUUACAGAGAGUUACAGCACAGCUCAAUUACUCUCUGGGCUAGCGAAGGGCGUGCUAUCCUCUCUGGAAGUUACCACAGCGUUUUGCAAACGUGCAGCCAUUGCGCAACAGCUCACGAACUGCCUCACCGAAGUCUUCUACGAUGCUGCACUGGCACGAGCGAAGGAAUUGGACGAGUUUCACGCGUCAAAUAGUAGGCCUAUGGGUCCUCUACAUGGUCUCCCCAUCAGUGUCAAGGACAGUUUCAAAUUGAAAGGAGUCGACUCCAGCAUUGGAUUUGUGUCCUUGGUCAACAAGCCCGCCGAGCAGAAUUCUCCUCUGAUCGAUCUCCUUCUGGGGCUGGGGGCCGUAUUGUACGUGAAGACGAACAUUCCACAGACGAUGAUGACGGCAGACUCGCACAACAAUGUAUGGGGUCGAACGCUGAAUCCCCAUAAUACAGCGUUGACCGCUGGUGGCAGCACCGGAGGCGAAGGUGCAUUGAUCGCGUUUCGAGGUUCUCCCCUUGGGAUAGGCACCGAUGUUGCGGGCUCUAUUCGCAUUCCAUCUUUGUGCUGCGGGAUAUACGGGUUCAAGCCAUCUGCUGAUCGGAUCCCAUUUGGAGGCCAACAAUCACCUGUUCUGGACGGAUUUUCCCCAAUCGUUCCAGCUGCAGGACCAAUGGCGAAUUCCUUCGAGGCCUUACAGUUGUUCAGCGAGGCUGUACUAUCCGCAAAGCCGGCACGAUAUGAUUCAACUUGCCUCGAUGUGCAGUGGCAAACCCUGGCACCGCUUCGUUCACCAGCAAGCCUCAAUAUUGGUGUAUUGAUAGAGGAUGCUUCUCUCCCGUUGUACCCGCCCGUCAAAAGAGCCAUGAACACCGCCAGCGCCCUCCUUGCGAAGAAGGGUCACAAUCUCAUUCCCAUCGGCCCUGAAAAAUCUCACAUCGCCGGUCUCGCGGAACUGUCAUGGGCCCUUUUCACCCUUGAUAUGAGAGGGGGGAUGGCGUUUUUCACAAGUUCGGGAGAGCCACCCGUGCCUUCUGUGGCAGCUGGCGCUGCCCCUGUGAGAGGAGAUACGCUAAAAGCUUUCUGGGCCGACUUCGAUGGAAUGGAAAUGUAUGAAAAGAUCGCUGCUCUCGGAAGGGAAAGGCGCAGGUUGAGCGAGGCGUGGAGAAAACUGUGGAAUACGUUGAAGCUUGACGCCGUUAUUUGCCCUGGUGCACAGCAUACAGCAGUUAAGCACGAUUCCUACAAGUAUCCAGCCUACACCGUGUUCUUGAAUGUCUUGGAUUAUCCCUCAUGCAUAAUCCCCUUCGGGAAAGCGAGCAAGGACCUCGAUCCCAAUCCUGAGAACUACGGACAAGCAGGGUCCUACAAUCCGGAAGAAACUGACCAAGCGCCAACCGCAAUCCAAGUUUUCACGCCUAGAAUGAAAGAUGAAUCUUGCUUGCAGGCGGGAAAGCUGAUAGAUGAGAUUCUGAAUCCAUCACAGAGUUAG